Apis laboriosa (Himalayan honeybee) is the source of this 4662-nucleotide messenger RNA. RefSeq lists its product as uncharacterized. NCBI's taxonomy places the organism in Eukaryota, Metazoa, Arthropoda, Insecta, Hymenoptera, Apidae. The record is from RefSeq and is a predicted model, not a curated record. Bases 1454 to 3187 code for a protein of 577 amino acids. The transcript has 5 exons.
UCUACGUUAUAUGGUAUGUUGAUGUGACGUGUGUAAUGCCGGUUUUUCAAAGCAAUUGAUCUAGAGAAAAACACGACAAUCGUCGGAUUGACGUUUCUUGUGGUGUGAGAAACUUCAUCGGAGUCUGCGCGCAGGUAGCGCGGACGAAUCGCAUUGCGAGCAUGCGAGCCCGCUGAAGCCUCACGUGUGCAUUUGAAUUUUCAAUAAGAUCAUCUGCCAGAUAGUGUAGGUGUAUUUUGUUUGGUGCAAAAAGUGGUAUUCAGAUCCAACUCAGUGCAUUCUCGUCUUCGAAAACGUUGGCAGAGUUAGCGGAAUGUGGCACGAGGAGGAGCAUCUCGGAAGCCAUGCCGGCUAACGAGUUCUCUGGACAUAGAAGCAGACCAAGGCUGCAACCACCUUAACGAACCGCUAUUCUCACUAGCAAGGUCAUCGGGCGGACCGGAUCUAAUCAUGCUCACGCCGACUAUGUUUCCUGUGCUCUCGUUCCUCCUUCUUAACGACGUGAGGCAGAAGAUCGAACGUUAAAAAUUUCGACUUUGAAAAACCGUUUGUUAAAAUUCAAGAUCAUUUAAAAGCAAAAUAAUAUAAGAAGAAACAAUCCAUCGAUCAUUUCAAAAAGAGGAAACGAAAUAUCAGGAAAAGAAAUAUUAUUGAUGAUUAUUGCUCUCAUUGUCUUUGCUCUUUGAGAGCGCGAAUAAAUUCUUAGAGGUAAAAACGGAUCGUAUCGAAUAAUCGAGAAAAAUAUUUGGUGUGAUUAUUCAUACCAAUGAUUUUAUUAACAUCUCCCUUGUGGAGAAGCGUUUAAUUUCCGUUUUUACGAGUUGUAGAUAAAAGCUGAAAUGAUAAACUUAUUAACGAGAUAGUUAGAAAUGGAUAGAGAAAAUAUUUAUGUACGAAUAUAUAAUUCAAUACUUAAUUAAUAAAAUGUAAUCAAAGAACAAAAAUAAAGUGGGACCAAGUAUUUAUCUAAGUACAAUAAUUUUUUUAUUUACAAUUUAUUAAGAGAAUAAAAUAACGUAUUCUUUAAAUAAAAGAUAGAAUAAUCAUGCCUUUAAAGACGAUGGUCCCUGUUCUCAUGCUUCAUUACAAAGUAAUUCAUCUAAACUAUUCUGAAGCAUGAGCUGAAAGGUAGCUAGAAAUGUAGACUGCUUAUUGAAUGCCGUCGCCAUGGUGGAGCUGGUGUGUAGCAACUCCCUAAGUCCAGGAACCUAUUCAUGUGUUGAAAAAUUCGUAAAAGAAGAAAACCAAAAAGAAAAAACAAAAAAAAAACCGCACAGAAAUUCAACGUUUAACUAAUUAGAAGAAAGAAAAAAAAAAAGAAAAAAAAGAAUUUCUAAAAAAUUUUACAUAAAAAAAAAAAAAAAUUUCCAACAUCGAAAAGAUCACAUGAAACGUAUCCCGCGUGGUGCCAUGUAGAGGAGCAAUCUUCCUUCUGACAAUCCAGCAUCGAGUAAUGCUGAAACACAUCCUGACGGGGCAACCGUCGUCAGCGGGCUCCAGGCACCAGCACAAUGAUUAUCAAGCGAGCUCGGGCUCGUUGCACGGCGGCCACCAUCAUCACCAUCAUUCCAGUCACCAACAGGAUCAGCAACAACACCUUCAUUACAACCAAAGUAACGUUCGUGGAACAGGAAGCCAAGGACGGGGAGUCGACGUUUACGACUCUGUAGUCCAUCAGAGAGGCAAUGUGCAUCAAGCUGCCACGACGCCAUCAUCCACUCACAGACACCCUUUGAAUCAUUCCCAAUUGAGCGUGAACAAUCUGUCCCAACGAUUAAAUCAUUCCCAUGCCCUUAACUUGUCUACGUUGUCCACGUCGAAGCAUUCGGUGAAUAGUGUUAGUCCUGUCGGUGGUGGAAACAACAACAACAAUAACAACAACAAUAACAACAACAACAACAACAAUAAUAAUAAUAACAACAACGUGUCGACUUUGGGACAUACAAUAAUAUCCCAGGUGCCGUUGCAUCAAGAUAGCAGACCCAAAGCGAAUGGAGGCUUCGAUAUUUCAAGACUGUCCAGGUUACCCAGUCAGACGACACCUUCACCUGCACCUGUUCUCCAAGGUACGACUGUCGGCGGUCAGUUGACCGGUGCUGGUUCUACGGCGUUCCCGUUGAACGCUUCCUGGUCCUCGUCCCUAUCGAGGAAUCAUAAAGACCACGAGUCCGGAGCGAAAGAGACGUUGACCAGUUUAGGCUUGUUGUGUCUGGUGUCGUUAUUAUUGGCAUUACUCUCGUUAAUCUUCUUGCUGAAGAUUUCACCGUUAACGGUGACGCCGAGUAGCCUGAUCAGCCCGGAGGAAUAUACGAUUGUGUACGAGGUGACAUUGGCGCUGUGCGCCCUCGCCCUCUCCUUGAAUCUUUGCUGUCUCCUCGUUUGCGCUAUACAGUUCCUCUUCACAGUGAAGCUUGUCAAGACUUCGUAUCAAGGACACUGGAGUAACAAGUACCUGCAAAAAUCAUCCAUCAGCCGGAUAUGUGCUGUCGGAGGAUUUUUCAUUAGCAUUCCUGUCUUUCUAACUGGUAUGAUAUUGUACACAUUCAUCCAGUUUCAUUCAACACCGGCAAUCGUCACGUCCGUUUUUAUAGGUCUUGGCAUUGUGUUUUGUGGAUGUGCAAUGGUUCAUAACGUCUUCGUGUGGCAGAGGGAGAAGACGAACGCUGUGAAGGCGUUAGCGCGCGAACAAUGUGAAGCGGCGGUACAAUUGCAACGUCAACAGCAAUUACAGCAGCACCAAAAUCAACCUCAAUUGCAACAGCAACAACAAUUACGUGGUCCAUUGACUAUCCACUAUGCUGGCUGUCCUACAAAAGUUGGCUCUGUGACAAAUCAACUAAAUGCCAGUCAUACAAUACACAGUCGUGCGACACAAUACCAACAUUAUCAUCAUCAUCAUCAUCAUCGACACGUGUCAAUGUCCCCACCGCCCUUGUUGCUUUCAUCGCCAGCUUCGAUCGCAGCGACGCACAAUCAUUUAAAUGUGAGCGGACAUAGAAACAUAGUUACGCCACCAGAUACACCGGCGGAUAGAUCGCCACCAAGUCCUGGAAAUAAAUUGAAUAGAUCGCAACACUUGCCGCGGGAAGCGACUGGCAGUGUUAGCCCUGGACUUCCAGCUGCCACAUUGGAUUUAAGUAGUGCAGCAACUACUAAUAGUCCUCAUGAAUUGUCUACAUUGGUUUAGAAUCUUGAUUCAAAGAUUGUUUUUAAUGUAGAAUUGAAGAUUAAUGAUUGAUUAUUGAUUUUCUAAUUAAGUUUUGAUUAAAGAGAAAAGCAUUUCAUUAUUUUUAAAAUUAUAGACUCAUUUCAAAAUUUGGAUGAUUUAAUUGGUAGAAAAAUCGUUUUUCGUGAACGGUUUGGUUAAGCGAUUAAUUCAUUUCUUUUCCUACAGUGGGCACUAGUAUACAAUGUCAUUUCUGUGGUUUCCCGGUUAACCUGUUGCUUGUAGAAUUAUAUAAUCUUGUUGUUUAAUAUUUAUAUUUUGUAAACUUUUUAAUUUUUUUUGGAUUUUUAUUCAGUUUUUCUAAAGAACUUUUUUUUUAAACCAUAAAUUCCAAGUAAUCGGAAAUAUGGAGUAAUUGUUUCAAUAAACAAAUUCAGUCAAUUAGACUUUUUAUAAUGAAGUUUGUUAUAGAAAGAAAAGUAAUUUAAUGUUAUUUCGAAAAUGAGGAAAAAAACAUGGAUUAUUAUGAGAAAUAGAAAAACAAAAAAGAAAGUAAAAUUGUUCGUUAAUAUUAAUUACAAAUAAAAUAAUUUUUAAGAAAACGUCCAAAAGACGUAACGAAAAAAAUAACUAAUUUAUAUUCGCGUGUAUCUUGCCAUUACCAUUUUAUUACUAUUAUUGAUAUUGUUAAUAUUACUUAAUUACUAUUAUUAUUAAUAUUAAUAUUGUUACUAUUAUUAUCAUUAAUGUUAUGAAACUUCUAGUCCUAGGUUACUUUCGCCUUCACGAAAGAAUAAUUUUUUACUGUUGCGCGUAAUUCAGCGAUUAUAGAAUUGUCGUUGUGCAUGCACAGUAGAAAGAAAAUUGGCGAAGUGCAAAUCUUGAACUAUAAAGAGUAAAAAAUAUAUGUAGAUGUACAAAAAAAACUUUGUAUUCGUAUUAUAUAAAAUUUAAAUUUUAUAACUUAUGGUGGUAUUUCGAUUUUUCACUAUUUACAAAUUUUUUUCAUUUUUUACAACUAUUAAUUUUAUUUAGAAUCGAAUAAAACAUUUUAUAUUUUUUAAACGUAGAAAUUAUAAUAAAAUAUUGAAUUUUAUGUAUGUAUGAUAGAAACUUUAUAAUUCGAGACUAGGACUUCGAUCAAGUUCACAUUGAACAUAAAUCAUUUUAAUUUUGUUAUUUAAGCGUGUAUACUAUACGUGUUUGUUCCUUCUCCUCAUGUGCGCAGAAUUAUAGUUUAAUUAUAUUCAUAAAUACAGUUAUCGAGUCAAAAAUCGAUAUGUAUUUAGACUUUAAUAUUUAGAAUUAUUUAAACGCGAAAUUAAAAAAUAAAAAAAGUAUUGUUUUCAUGUUCCAUUCAUAAUAUGACCGAUCGUUUUCUAUAUAUAAAAUUCUUUUAAAAAAAAUAUCUAGAUUUUUUAGUUUAUUUUUAAUUAUUUCGUAUUUAAUAUUAAUUUUAUAAGUAAUGUAUUUAUACAUUUUUUUAUAAUUAAACA